Messenger RNA from Lepus europaeus (European hare), 12927 nucleotides. RefSeq names its product cardiomyopathy associated 5 (gene CMYA5). Bases 1 to 12315 code for a protein of 4104 amino acids. The record is from RefSeq and is a predicted model, not a curated record. Gene Ontology annotation, molecular function: protein binding. NCBI's taxonomy places the organism in Eukaryota, Metazoa, Chordata, Mammalia, Lagomorpha, Leporidae. The transcript is spliced from 13 exons.
AUGGCGACCAGCGACAGCAGCCACGCCGGCGACAGCGUCCUCGGCUUCGACGGGGACGAGGAGGCGGCCCGCGAGCUGGCGAGCGAGGAGGAGGAGGAGGAGGAGGAGGAAGAGGAGGACGGGACGGCGGCGGAGUCGGACGAGGAGCCGGGCGCCAGCUUAUCAGACCAGGAUGAAGAGGGUACAACCAGGCAGGACUGCAUCGUCUCCGACCCGUCCUUUUCCAUGGUGGCGGUCCAGCGGGAGGACAGUGGCAUCACCUGGGAGACCCACUCCAGCGGAUCUUCCACUCCCUGGGCCUCCGAGGGGAGUCAGACUUCUGGUGUGUACAGCCCAGAAGGGUCAACCGUGAGCUCUCCUCCAGGAAACGUUUCCUUUGUGAUGGGUGAAGUCAAAAAGGGUCGGAAAAGAGCUCACAAGUCCAAGCCUGGCUCACCCUCACUGCGCCGGAAAGGCGGCAGGAAAAGGAAUUCUGAACCCCAAGCUGUCCCCGCACACAACAAGGGCAGCGCUUUAAUUUCAGGAAGGCUGAGCCCCAAGAAGGAGCAGUCACCUGCGGGCAUCUAUGAUAAGACGAGGAAGAAGACCACCUCGAACACGCCCCCCAUCACUGGGGCCAUCUACAAGGAGCACAAGCCGCUGGUGCUGAGGCCGGUCUACAUCGGGACCGUGCAGUACAAGAUCAAGAUGUUCAACUCGGUGAAGGAGGAGCUGAUCCCGCUGCAGUUCUACGGGACGUUGCCGAAGGGCUACGUCAUUAAAGAAAUACAUUACAGGAAAGGGAAGGAGGCCUCCAUUCGUCUCGAGCCAGACCUGGGCGAUCGCGACGCCAGUAGGGCUUCCCCCACGGGCACAGCCGCAGCCCGAAGCCUAGCUGAGGACAGCAUCCAAGGGCCUAGUCCCCCCUGGAGAGGGGCGCUCUCCAAAAGACCCUCGGCCCUGGCCUCACUGACCGCACAGGAGGAUCAGGAGAGGCUGGUGGACUCCCCGCUGAGGGCCGCCCUGGCAGCUCCGCCAGCAGUGCCACAGCAGCCAGCGGCCAAGGAGCUGACCCCUCCUGCCCUCGGCCCACUCGUGUCCCUGGAACCUGCCGGGGUACAGCUUGAGCCUGGUUCUCCAGGAGCCGCGGCUUCCGAGGAGGGCUCCAAGGCCCGGCCCUCGCCAGAGGAGGAGGUGCGGGCCGCGGGGGCAGGGCCACCGGGCCUGGCCCCGGAUGAAGACCGGCUGGACCUGCCCUCACCAGAAAAGGCGGCGCCCGGCCCCGAGCAGUGGACCCCUCCUCACGCCACUGCCGAAGCAGAGCCCGUGGGCCGCGCGCCUGAGCCCCCGGCGUGGGAGGGCGCGGAGAAGGAAGAACCGGAACCUUCCAGGCCCACAGCCGCCAAAGACUCGGACCUGGCGGAGGAGGAAGAAGAGGAGGAGGAGGAGGUGGUCGAGCUGGAGUACCCCGAGAGCCCGCUGCCCGGCGAGGGGCCGAUCCCGCCGCGGCUGCCGGCGGAGCUGGAGCCGCAGGACGAGGAGCCCGGGCUGCCAGCCCCGGCAGCAUGCUCGGACCUGGCGGAGGAGGAAGAAGAGGAGGAGGAGGAGGAGGAGGAGGAGGUGGUCGAGCUGGAGUACCCCGAGAGCCCGCUGCCCGGCGAGGGGCUGCCCGCGGAGCUGGAGCCGCAGGACCAGGAGCCCGGGGCAUGGCCGCCGGGCCGCGCCGCCUGGUCUGAGGAGGAGCGAGAGGAAAGCGAGUCUGUUUCCACGGAUUCUGCUUUCGUGUCGGAGUUCUCGGGGCCGCGGGAGGAGCCGGGGCCGGAAGCAGUGUCCCCUGCUCCCCGAGGGAAGGCCGCCGAGUGGGCGGAAGGAGCGGCCCCGGGGUGGCUGUCCCCGCCGUCCUCCACCGCCUCCUCAGAGCUGCGCGGCCCCUCCGCCGCCGAGAGCGGGCGCUGCUCCGCACAGGCCUCGCCCGCCCCUGACGACGCAGCUCCGUCCCCAGCUCCGUCCCCGGCGACGCAGGAGGCCCUGAGGGAAACGCCACCGCGGGCCGCAGGCGCGUCUGAGCCCGCGGCGCUGUCGGGAGGAGAGCAGGAAGACGCCCCCGAGCUGCCCGUCUCCACACUGGCCGCUGAGAGGACCCCUGAGCGCCUGCCGCCGCCUGCUACGGCCGAUACCCAGCACCUCGGCCCCUCAGGAGGGGACAGAGGACGUGAGCGUGUCGCCCCAGAUUCCAAACUGGUCUCCGAACACGCAGCUCCACCAGACGCCACACAGGAAUCCCAGAAGGAAACCAUCGAAGACGUGCCCCAACUCCGAUCAAAGGGUAUUCCUGAGCACGCAGCGCCAUUGGAAGAGAAGGAAGAGGCCAGACCACAUCCCCCACCUGCGGCCUCUGUGUCUGAGCACGCUCUCCCACCCCCUACACUGGAGAGGACCCCAGAGCUCCAGCCCCCACUGCCCCCUACUGCUACCGUGGAAUUCAAGGUCUCACCUGGAGAAGGCCCAGGAAGUGAGCGUGUCACCCCAGAUUCCAAACUGGCCUCCAAACACGCGGUUCCACCAGAUGCCACACAGGAAUCCCAGAAGGAAACCAUCGAAGACGUGCCCCAACUCCGAUCGAAGGGUGUUCCUGAACCCACAGCGCCAUUGGAAGAGAAGGAAGAGGCCAGACCACAUCCCCCACCUGCGGCUUCUGUGUCUGAGCACGCUCUCCCACCCCCUACACUGGAGAAGACCCCAGAGCUUCAGCCCCCACUGCCCCCUACUGCUACCGUGGAAUUCAAGGUCUCACCUGGAGAAGGCCCAGGAAGUGAGCAUGUCACCCCAGAUUCCAAACUGGCCUCCAAACACGCGGUUCCACCAGACGCCACACAGGAAUCCCAGAAGGAAACCAUCGAAGACGUGCCCCAACUCCGAUCCAAGGGUGUUCCUGAACCCACAGUGCCAUCGGAGGAAGAGAAGGAAGAGGCCAGACCACAUCCCCCACCUGUGGCCUCUGUGUCUGAGCAUGCUCUCCCACCCCCCAAACCAGAGAGGACCCCAGAGCUCCAGCCCCUACUGCCCCCUACUGCUACCGUGGAAUUCAAGGUCUCACCUGGAGAAGGCCCAGGUGUUAUCCCAGAUUCCAAACAUAUUUUCAAACAUGCAGUUCUUCAGAAGGAAAUAAUCGAAGACAUGCCCCAACUCAGAUUGAAGGGUGUUCCUGAGCACGCAGUGCCAUUGGAAGAGAAGGAAGAGGCCAGACCACAUCCCCCACCUGCGGCUUCUGUGUCUGAACGCCCUCUCCCACCACACACACCAGAGAAGACCCCAGAGCUCCAGCCCCUACUGCCCCCUACUGCUACAGUGGAACUCCAGGUCUCACCCGGAGAAGGUUCAGGAAGUGAACGUGUCACCCCAGAUUCCAAACACAUUUUCAAACACGCAGUUCUACCAAAUAUUUCCCAGGAAUCCCAGAAGGAAAUAAUCCAUGAUGUGUCCCAGCUGAGAUCAAAAGGGAUUUCUGAGCACACGGUCCUGUCAGAAGAAGAGAAGGAAGAUGCCGGACCACAUCCCCAACAUGUGGCCUCUGUGUCUGAACUCCCUCUCCCACCCCGCACAGCUGAGAAGACCCCAGAAUGCCAGGCCCCGCUGCCUGCAACGCCCCCAGCUGAACACGGGGUCAUACUGGAAGGGGCGCCAGUGGAGGGGGAGCGCUACACUCCCUCUUCUACGUCCGCUUCUGAAUUUUCAGUGCCGCCAUUCGCAACCCCAGAGUCGCUGGAGGAGGAAAUUAUCUGUACUUCCCCUCUGAACCUAAAAGGGGCCUCCUCCCCAGAGAUGUUCUCAGAACAGGAGCGUGACGACGUUGGACUUUUUUCUCCAGACUCUGCUUUUAUUUCCGAAUUCUCAUUUCCACCCUCUGCAGCUCAGGACACAGAGAGAAGAGAACUUGAGUGUGGUUCUCCGCUAUCCUUAACCUCCCCGUCUGAACACACAGUGUUCUCAGAUGAAGACACGGAAGAAAUUGAGCUCUUUUCUCCAGACUCAGCCUCGCAAGUUUCAAUCCCACCCUACAGAAGCCCAGGAACAGAGAAGAACGAAACAGAGCCCCACUCACUGCUGCCUGCCAGUUCUGCUUCCAGUUAUCCCUGCUUCUCUGGGACAGAUGAGGAAGACGGCGGGUCCACUGCCGCCACCCCCACGCCUGAGCAGUUGGAUUCUUCACCAGGGCAGAACACACCUGAAGCAGUGAGUCCGCCACCUUCAACAACGAAGGCAGAGGAAGCAGAAAUUAAGCCAGACGCUCACGUGACCUCAACAUCUGUAUCUGAAUAUCUCGUCAGGAUGCAACAGCAGGGAAGUCAAGCAGUUCUAGAGCCUGAGUCUGAAGAGUUGAUUCCAUCACAUGUAACCAGUGAGCUGGAGAAGGGAGAAGUCAAGACCAGCUGGUCAGUAGCCACACCUCCUUUGGCACCUGCACAGUCAUCUGUGGAGAAGGAGGAGACCCAACCUGUUUUGCCUGCAUCCCAGCCUUCAACUUUACUGGAUUCAGCCCAUGCCAUGGAGGAAGAACAGGAACUCCAAGCGUCACUCACUCUGAAAGCUGUGAAUGAACAGAUGGCGCUGCAGGAAGUCAGAGAGAAGGCAACGGUGCCUGAUUCUCAAGGAGCUACAGCACAGGCAUCACAGGCUCAAAAGGUGGAGCCGCAGCUUCCAGAUGUUCUCUGGUCUGAGAUGAAACCGUCAGCUCUGCCUGACGCGGUAGAGGAGCCACAGAAGGAAGUCAAACCCAGUUUAGCUGCAAGUGCAGCUUCUGAACCCGAACCAGAGCAGAGAGUGUUGUCAGAGGGUGAGCCUGCGGGAAUAAAACCUCCUUUACCCCUGAGGGAGACAGCUUUGUCUGGACUUGAGGUUUCAUCAGAUGUGAAAAUGGAAGUGAAAUUCAAUUCCAAAGCAGCGGGGCCACCCGGUACAGGAAAGGAAGUUGAAGAGGGUCUGCCUGCAUCGGCAUUUCCAGCUGUGUCAGAAGAAAUAAAGAAAGAAAUUGAACCCAGGUCCUCCACAACCACAGCGUCUCUAGCUAAGCUCGAUGUGAACAUUACCAAAUUGGAAAGAGAUUCAGGUGCCUCUCUUGCUACCCACGUGGAGGGUGUGGUCCCAGCCCAAGCAGGACAAGAUGCCCUAGGAGGUGUUUCGGUGCCACCUGCAAAAUCUGAAAGUAUGCAUCCAGUUCUUAGAGAAGAGGCAGUGUUUGAAAGUGCUGCUUCUCUCACUGAAAUGUCUUUGUGCAAAGGCUCUGCUCGGUCAGAAGCAGAGAAGGAAAUUCAACUGCCUUCACUUCCACGCAUGCCGUCUGCAUCGGAGCAUGCUGCUUUGCUGAGGGUGGAAACUGAAGAAGUGAAACCCGAGUUGUCAAUAACCAAGAUGCUGUCUUCUCAGCGUUCAGAAGUGUUUGAGGAAGCUGGGGUGGGAGAUGAACAGGGUGUGUCACAGUCUGCAGUCCUCGACUCUGAGCACGUGGUGUUGUCACAGAAGAAGCCCCUGGCAGCUGUCUCAGCAGCAUCAGGGCCUGAACACGAGCUUUCGCUGGAACUAGGUGGUGAGAAAAAGCAAGAAGAAGCAGAAUUCCAUCUGUUGCAGAAUGUGUCGCCUGCAGCCCAACACGCAGUUCCCAAAAGCAAAGGGGAGGAAAUGGCAAGUUACUCCAAGGUGGAUGUUUUAGCAUCAGAAGAUUCAGCCCUGACAUUCCUGACCCCCACGCGGGUGUUGGAGACAUCUUUGGCAGCCCAAAGAGGUUUCCUGUCAGAAAACUGUGAUCUUGUUCAGGCAGAGCAGUCAUUGGAGCCUGAGAAGGAAGUAAGACCACAGGAAGCACCAGAAUUGCCAGAGCCUGUGUCUGCUUGCACUAAAGGUGGAGAUAGUGACUCUGUACGGGCAAAACAAACAAGACCUCUGGUAACAGAAGCAGUGGACUCCAUCUUAGAAAAGAGUCCAGCUGAGCUUAGGCAAAGAGGAGAAGAUGAAACCAGGGAGCUUCUUGUGUCUACUGUAGAACUGUCAAAGGCCACGUCCAGCCUCCAUGUGGAACAGGAGCAGCCAGAAAAAGCACACCAUUCAGAUCAGGUGGUUGGAUUGCCUGAUGUAGGUGGAUCUUUUGUGGGUAAAGAAGAUCUGGGUACUAAACAACUUCUAGUUAAGAAAGAGAGUUUGCCUUUGGAACAAUCGAAAUCGUUUGUGACAACCGAGCCUGCAGGUAUCAAAGAAACAAAAAUGAAAGAGCCUAUCAUUUCUCCAAAGGAUAAGAACAGGACACUGGAAAAGCCAGAAAAUAUGGCCAGCGAACAGGAGGAAAGAAGGCAGGGGCCUGUGCAGCUGCAUUCUGCUGAGAGCGAGGACCGCAUGCCAGUACAGUUUAAGGCUGGGGAGACCUUGUCCACUAAAGCCUCUUCUCCUGAGGAAAGACAGCUGGCUCACGAGCCAGCACCUUUAGAUCUGGCUGGAAAUAUAGAGAGAAACACAGCAGAGGAGGUGCAGAUCUGUUCUGUGGUGGCCGGGGAACGUUUGACAUCACAGAAGGCAGACACAGAGAUCCCCAGGCCAUGCAAGGAGGAGGGCCAGGAAGAAACCAAGCUACCUCUUGCAGGAACUCUCCAGAAAGCAGAGUCUGGUCUGUUCGCAGAGGAAGGGAAUCCAGAGGCUAUCCUGUCUCCUGCCCAAGCAGCCCGUUUCCCGGCUGAUGUUAGGGAUCCUGCUUGGGGCCAUGAACAGGAAUCUCGUGGACACACACCUCCAUUACCUGUAGAGAAGCUGCUAGAAGAGGCAAGAAGGGUCCCACCGAAGGUUGUAGGUGAUGCUGAUGAGGAAAAGACACCUGCCCCUGCAGUGGAAACUCCCCCUCAAAAGUGGCCCCUGUCCCCGAUCCCAGCCAAAGAAGAACUUCUACCCCAGGAUGCACCAGAGGAGGUGCAGAAGCUGCCCGAGAAGCCAAAGGCAGCAGAGCCAGCUGUCCCUCAGGAAAAGGGAAAGAGAGGGAUUUCAUCUUUCAGAUCCUGGAUGUCUAGUCUGUUCUUUGGAUCAAGCACUCAAGAUACCAAAGUUGCUGAAAAAGAUGUGGAGCCUCUGCCAAGUCCCUCUGUAGCGAGCACAGGGACUGUGAGAGUGCCCGAAGGGGAGAGUCCCGCUGAGCAGAAGGCAGCCAGGAAGCCGGGAGCAAGACCUACAGCUGCCGAGGGACCCGGAGACGCCGUGGUUACACCUGGUGAAGGCCAAGGCCUUAAAGACACUCUCACAGUUUUAUCGAAGGUGGAAAUUUUGCAGCAGGCACGAUCCAGCCCUGAGGCAUCUAGAGAACUUGGAAGGGAAGAAGCUGCACCCCGCCCAGGAGAGGUAGACAGAAACUCAGCAGCUCCUCCUGCUGCUGGCGGGGACCAUGUGGGAAUUCAACCCUCUUCUCCCAUGCAUGAGAAAUCUGCUCCAGCUACCGAUAGUAAAAGAUACCAGAAGCCAGCGAUUUCUCCUCCCUCAAAGUGGACCAUUUCUGUUCAGGAAGAGCCAAGAAGUGACCAAAAAGAAAAAUCACUGUUUUCAUUUGAUGUCAAUAAGGCGCCACAACAGCCCAAACCAGCUUUAUCUGACGUCACAAGCAAGAAUAUCAUGGGGGAAUCAGAGAAGCCAAAGUGGAUCAUUUCUCCUGUAGAAGAAUCAAAAGGUAGAUUAGCUGCUCUUGGAGAAGGCAGACUAAAGGAAGACCUGCUAGAAUCCACUUCCUCAGGAGGUUUGGAGGAAGAAAUAAAACUCAGGUCUGCUGGCUCCGCGGGGGAGAAAGGUAACUUGGAGACCAGAUCCUACACCCUGGCCGAAGCACAGGAAACGGUGGCCCUGACAGAGCUCAGAGAAGAUAAGGAGCCAGGAAAGGCACAUGUCAUGCACGAAACAGAAGAAUCCAAGAUAACCAUACCACCGCAGCUCAUCGAUCAAAAUGGAGACCACAAGGAAAGCUCCAGAAUUGCUGUUGGUUCUGAGGAGGAGAAGGGAGAAGAAAAAGAAAAGCAGACACGUGUAUUUUUGGAAGAGAAGCAGCAGCAGGAAUGGGCCAGGUCUGUGCCUAAAGAGUCGGAUAUCACUUUAGUUCAUUCCAGGGGUGAAACGGAACCAUUCUUGGUAGUUAAAAAGGCAUCAAUUAUUGAGACACCUGAAAGCAUGAUCUCAGAGGCUCCCCCUGAAGUCAGGGAAGCAAAGGCAGGAGGAGUCCCACCACACCUAUUAGAAGAAAGUAUAGUUUUGGGGGAGAAAACCCAAAGUUUCCAUCCAGUGGGUCUUCCUUGCCACAGUGAAAUGGAUAACCACUCCGUAGCUCCAGAGGGAGACCUGGUGUUUGAAAAACCAUGCAGGGGUAUGGCAGGCCCCAGUGAAGAAAAGGGUCAGGUGCCGCUGUCAGAAGCAUAUGAAGGUGGUUCUGUUGCUGUCAGGAAAGAAAGAGUGAAGCCUGGCGCUCCGUCGAAAGACUCCCAGAGGACUUUGGAUCAGCUUUCUGAGGAAGCAAAGAGCUUAGAGACUCCACUGUUGCCAUCACCUCUGAAACCACAGACCGCUGCUUCAGAAGAGUCUACAGAAAUAAAUGCAGUGGAGAAGCAGGACGUGCCACAGUCGGAGUGGCCUGCAGAGCGCCAUACGGUCCAUACCAGCCAAACUAGGGACCGCGCCUCUGAUGUUCCUCACCAGUCCAUUCUCAUCUCAAAGCACCACAUGGUAGCUGCGGAGGAUGCCCGUGUAAGUGAACCAUCGUCUCCAGCAACAAGCAACUAUGCCCAAUUUAUAACCAGCGCAUCAACAGCCAGUGCUGAUAAAGUGGCUCCUGCUAAAGAAACACGGGAGAAGGCUGAGGACGAAUUCACAGUGACCAGCAAGCCAGCCGGGCUUUCAGAAGAUCAGAAGAGCGCCUUCAGCAUCAUUUCUGAAGGCUGUGAGAUACUGAAUAUUCACGCCCCUGCCUUUAUUCCUUCGGUUGAUCAGGAGGAAAGUGAACAAUUGCAGGAUAAGUUAGAAUAUUUGGAAGAGAAGUUCCCAAUUAAAACCACAGCACUCCGUGAUGAUAAUGAGGCAGCUGCUGUCCACAGAACAUCAAAGAGCAACUUAGAAGAUUCUGGCAGAAAACCCACAUCUUUCAAAGAAAAUGAACAAAAUGAAAGUUAUAAAACAGAAGAAGAGAUACCCACAGAAUCGGAAGCUGGUGAUUUAGCUUUUGCUCAGCCCACAGUCCCCAGUGAAGAGGAUUACUUUGAAAAGUAUACUUUGAUUGAUUAUAACAUCUCGCCAGACCCAGAAAGACAGAAACCUCCACGGAAAUUAAAUGUUGAAGAGGAACUCACAAAGGAAGCAGCCAAAGAAAUGAUCUCUUUUCCAGAAAGUUCAGAGGAAACCGUCCUGGAGCAGGAUUAUGACUUGGUGAAACUAGAUGAAAGCUUUUAUGGGCCGGAAAAGGACCACAGCAAGUUAUCUCACCCAGAGACCCAACAAUCUUUUGUUAUCCAGAAAUCGCCUGAUGAAGACACUGCAAAGGGAUUGCACAGAGAUGUAGAGUCCAGAUCUCCUGGGAUGCCUUUAUUUGACACAGAGGAGGGAGUUUUGUCGAGAACCCAGAUAUUUCCUACCGCAGCCAAAGCCAUUAACCCUGAACUUCUGGAGCAGCCGCCUGCACUUGCAUUUUUGUAUAAGGAUCUGUACGAUGAGGCAGUUGGAGAGAGAAAGCGCGACGAGGAGACGGCUUCUGAAGGAGACAGUGUGAAUUCGGAGGCUUCAUUUCCAAGCAGAAAAUCUGAUGCUGAUGAUGCAACAGGAAUGUAUUUCGAGAAGUACAUACUCAGAGAUGACAUUCUGCAUGACACUUCUGUAGCUCAGAAGGACCAAGGCCAGGGUCUGGAGGAAGAACCCAUUGGUAAGGAUGAGUCCUACCACCUGAUAGCUGCAGAAGGGGAGAUUUGGGGCAAGUCUGGAACUGUUCUGGGGAAGGAGACUCUGGAAGAGGAGCAGAAAGCUGCAUACAGGGAAGGGGAAGCCGAGGGCCACGUGGAGACCCCUGGCGAUGCAGCAGUGCUGCCGAGGGAGGCGCCCGUUGUCGAGGCAGUCACAGCAGCCACCCAGAAGGUGAGCUACGCGAUUCCGUUUGUCGACACUCGUCACACUCUGGCACACGUGGAGGGGGCGACCAGUCAGGGAAAUGAGGCAGCGCAUGCAGGUCCAGAGAGCGGCCUGAAUGUCCCCGAACAGGUGUCCUUCCCGGAGGAGGAGUCUGUGUCUGGUGCAGCUUAUGCUCGGGAAAUACCACUAGAAGGACCUUCAAUACCGGUCCCCACUGAGCCAAGCCAAGAGAGGCUCCGCAAUAGCCCUGUUCAGGAUGAGUACCCAUUUGCUGAGUCUCUCAGCUACGCAGUUGUCGGUGAAGACAUCUCAUCGCAAGAACUGCAUUCAGAAGCCGUGCCUGGAGACGAGCUACGACCUCAAGGCCAGGAAGCCUUGGAGCCCAUCAGCGCAGAUGCACUCAUGAGGGAGGCAGAACAAAGCUCAUCAGCCAGACAGGAAGAUUGGGGCACAGAGACGACUGCCCAAGACCAAGUGUCCCCAGAGUCAGUGACCGAGAAGGCACCAAAGGACCUGAAAAAGCCCCAGAUUGACACGUACUGCUACACCUGCAGGAGCCCAAUCUCCACUCUUGACAAGGUGGCGGGCACCCACAAAGACCACGAGGUUUCCACGCUUGACACAGCCAUAAGUGCUGUGAAGGUUCAAUUAGCAGAAUUUCUAGAAAAUUUACAAGAAAAGUCCUUGAGGAUUGAAGCCUUUGUCAGUGAGAUAGAAUCUUUUUUUAACACCAUCGAGGAAAACUGCAGCAAAAGUGAGAAGCGACUGGAGGAGCAGAAUGAGCAGAUGAUGAAGAAGGUUCUGGCGCAGUACGACGAGAAAGCCCAGAGCUUCGAGGAGGUGAAGAGGAGGAAGAUGGGGUUCCUGCAUGACCAGAUGGUGCGCUUCCUGCAGAGCAUGGACACGGCCAAGGACACGCUGGAGAGCAUCGUGAGGGAGGCAGAGGAGCUGGACGAGGCCGUGUUCCUGUCUUCGUUUGAGGAGAUCAAUGAAAGGUUGCUUUCUGCAAUGGAGAGCACUGCUUCUCUAGAGAACGUGCCUGCUGCGUUUUCUCUCUUUGAACACUACGAGGACAGCUCAGCGAGAAGUGACCAGGUGCUGAAGCAAGUGGCCGUUCCACAGCCUCCGAGAUUAGAACCUCAGGAACCGAAUUCUGCCACGAGCACAACCAUCGCCGUUUACUGGAGCAGGAACAAGGAGGACACCAUCGACUCCUUCCAGGUGUACUGCAUGGAGGGGCUGCAGGACGACCAAGACGCCAACGAGUUGGUGGAAGAAUACAGAUUGACAGUGAAAGAAAGCUGCUGCAUUUUUGAAGACUUGGAGCCUGACCGGUGCUAUCAAGUGUGGGUGAUGGCUGUGAACUUCACCGGCUGCAGCCUGCCCAGUGAAAGGGCGAUUUUCAGAACAGCACCCUCCACCCCAGUGCUGCGCGCGGAGGACUGCACGGUGUGCUGGAGCACGGCCACCAUCCGCUGGCGACCCACCAGCCCGGAGGCCGCGGACACCUACACUCUGGAGUACUGCCGGCAGCACUGUGCCGAGGGCGAGGGCCUCAGAUCUUUCUCUGGGAUUAAAGGACUCCAGCUGAGAGUUAACCUCCAGCCCAAUGACAGCUACUUUUUCUACGUGAGAGCCAGCAAUGCGUUUGGGACGAGUGAGCAGAGUGAAGCCGCCCUCAUCUCCACCAGAGGAACCAGAUUUCUUUUGUUGAGAGACACAGCUCACCCUGCUCUGCAGAUUUCCGCAGACGGGACAGUGAUCAGCUUCGCAGAGAGGAGACGGCUGACAGAAAUCCCAUCCGUGCUGGGUGAGGAGCUGCCUGCCUGCGGCCAGCAUUACUGGGAAGCCACCGUCACAGACUGCCCGGCGUACCGUCUCGGCAUCUGUGCCGGCUCGGCCGUGCGGGCCGGGACCCUGGGGCAGGGAGACACCUCGUGGUACAUGCACUGCUCAGAGCCGCAGAGAUACACGUUUUUCUGCAGCGGCGUUGUGAGCGACGUUCACGUAACGGAGCACCCAGCCAGGGUGGGCAUUCUGCUGGACUACAGCAGCCAGAGACUCGUAUUUGUCAACGCGGCCAGCGGCCAGGUGCUCUUCAUCGCGAGGCACAGCUUCACCGAGGGGGUCCACCCUGCCUUCGCCCUGGAGAAGCCUGGCAGUUGCACCUUGCACCUGGGGGUAGAGCCCCCGGAUUCUGUAAGGCACAAGUGACCCUCGGCUCUCCCGCUGGGCAGUCAGUUAGAUUUCGGGCGUGGGGAGCUGCGCUGUUCUUUCCCCAGGAUGCUGCUGCCAGACAUGGUCCACGGUCCCCCACACAUUGCACUCACAGCAGCUAUGCGCACCAUCAUCAGCGCGUGAACAAACCAACAAGAAAACCCCGACCUGAUAGAGCAGUGUGUGAGUGAGGGGACAAGAGCCCCACACCCUUUGGCUUCUGUGUGCUGGGAUUCCUUCCUCAAUUAAAGGGACUUACACUUGACUGGGGAACCAGCAUAGGUGGAAUUCCAUCUGGACUUCUGGUGAAAGACAUCCUGGGACGGACAGGUUGGGGUGAAGGGAAGGCUGAGCUGCUGGCAACAUGGCUCCUGACAGCGAGCCGCGGGCUUCCUCCCCGAGAAGGGAGUCACCCCCGCACUGAAGGGGCAUGAAUCGGAGUUGUCAGAGAAGUGUCUUAACCCAUCAAAAUGUAUAAUGCGCUCUUUUGUAAUAAUGUGUACUGUCGAACGUGAGUCUCUUUUCCCUGAAAUUGUAAAUGUAGAGAAGUGCUAGAUAUUAGAAGUCUCCACUUUGUUAAAUAAAUGAUUAGUCUCUGUUUCAAAAACA